Molecule: messenger RNA, 1639 nt
Organism: Esox lucius (northern pike)
Lineage: Eukaryota; Metazoa; Chordata; Actinopteri; Esociformes; Esocidae
Gene: f9b
Product: coagulation factor IXb
Exons: 8
Coding region: 83-1639 (518 amino acids)
Biological process (GO): proteolysis; blood coagulation
Cellular component (GO): extracellular region
Molecular function (GO): calcium ion binding; serine-type endopeptidase activity
Source: RefSeq, a predicted model, not a curated record
GAGUUUACUUUCAAUUUGUUCAUUCCUUUGUGGUCUUUUCUGUUUGGUGGGUUAUCAAAAGAUAGCUUGCUAGAGCAACAAUAUGGCGAGUUUUUUUUUAUUGGUCAUCACUGUUGGAUUUAUUGUGGAAAACUGGUUUUCUUCUGGAGCCCAUGUCUUUCUGUCCAGGCAGUCAUCGGACACACUCCUCAAGAGACAGAAGCGUUACAACACAGGGGCCUUGGAGGAGUUGAAACGGGACAACUUGGAGAGGGAGUGUUUAGAGGAGCGGUGCAACCUGGAGGAGGCCAGGGAGGUGUUUGAGAAUGAGGAGAAAACAAUGGAAUUUUGGGUGAAUUACCUUGAUGGUGAUCAGUGUGAUUCCAACCCAUGUGAGAAUGGGGGGAAGUGUCAAGAUGCCAUGAGUGCUUACGUAUGCUGGUGUCCACCCAAAUUCAAUGGGAAAAACUGUGAGAUAGAGGUGGCGAGGCAGUGUGACGUGAACAACGGCGGCUGCUCCCACUUCUGCGUGGUGAAAGACCAGCACGCGGUGUGUGGCUGCGCAGCGGGAUACACACUGGCUCAGGAUCAGACCACCUGUGUCCCUCAAGUACAUUUCCCCUGCGGUCGUCUUGCCAAGGCUGUCAGCUCAUCGCUAUCCUCCAGGUUACUCAUCCAGGCCGUAAACGUUGAUCAGACAAUGCACUCCUAUGAUGAAGGCCUCAACAUCACGGAGGCACUUGAGACCCACAUGAACACCUCUGGAGUGUCUGCCAAGGUCAAGCCAGCCAACCCCACUCUUCAUCCAGUCAGGACCAGUAACCAGUCUUCGUCUGUGUUGGGGGACCUGCCUUUCUGGGCCUUCUUUCCAACACUUGCCACCAUCCAGGAAGAGAAGUCCAAUGACCAACGCAUCGUUGGGGGUGACGAGGUGACUCCUGGGGAGAUCCCUUGGCAGGUGUCCUUAAUGAACAACAUAACGGGGCUAAGCUUCUGUGGGGGCUCCCUUCUCAGUGAGCUGUGGGUCAUCACUGCAGCCCAUUGCCUGAACGAAGGCCAUAUUGGAUCCUUAUUCAUCCGACUGGGCGAGCACAAUUUGGGGGUCAAUGAGGGGACAGAGCAGGACCAUGCAGUGGUUGAGCAUCACAUGCACCCGCGGUAUGAUGCCACAAAAAGCCUGUACAACCACGACAUCGCCCUGCUGAAGCUCCAGAAGCCUGCACUUUUCUCAGACUACAUCAUCCCCAUUUGCCUGGGGCCCAAAGACUUCACGGAUUCAUUGCUGAAGGACGCCUCCAACUCGCUGGUUAGCGGCUGGGGAAAGACGCGCUACCUGGGCAUGGAAUCCUCCACACUGCAGAAGGUGGAGGUGCCCUACGUAGACCGGACCGAAUGCAUGGGCAGCAGCGUGGAAAGGGUCUCCCAUUUCAUGUUCUGCGCCGGUUACCGCAAUGGGGAAAUGGAUUCAUGCCAGGGGGACAGCGGCGGUCCCCAUGCCACCCGGUUCAGAGACACCUGGUUCUUGACAGGCAUUGUGAGCUGGGGCGACGAGUGCGCCAAGGAGGGGAAGUAUGGAGUCUACACCCUCGUGUCCCGCUACUACCGGUGGAUCUCCAACAUUACUGGGCUUGGAAGCUUCAGUCCCAACUCAGAGGCUUAA